UGAGAUUCUGCUGGGAAGGCUGACAGGCAGGCAGGACCAUGGAAGCCAUGGCAGGACCUGUGCUCUACCAGAAGCUGCAGGUCUGGGAAACAAGCUUGGAGUCAGAGGAGGAAGAGGAAGAGAUAUCAGAGUCCCUUGUCUCUGACCCCUGGGGACCUUCAGUUGCCUCUGGGAAUGAGGCCGGUGGUCUACCCGGGACCUGGGCCCGACUAGCCGCUGCCCUGCUGCUGUUAGCUCUCGGUUUCUUCCUGGCUGUGAGGCAGUUCCAAGCCACGGGCAGCUCUCCAGGAGCUGUGGGCUCUGUGGCCCCUCCACCCAGUGGGCACUCCCACCGUCCUGGCGUAUACCACCAUGGUGCCAUCAUCAGCCCCUCAGCCGCCUGUUCCCUCCUGGGCCAAGAACUGUUGGCAGCCGGCGGCAAUGUCGUGGAUGCCGGAGUUGGAGCAGCUUUGUGUCUGGCGGUGGUGCACCCCCACGCCACAGGGCUAGGUGCCAUGUUCUGGGGUCUCUUCCACAAUGGCUCCACAGGAGAUUCAAUUGCCCUGACGUCAGGCCCUGUUCAGGCGCUGGGUCCUGGCCUGGGACUGCCCGCGGCUCUGCCUGCCCUGCUCUUGCUGCACACACGUCUUGGCCGUCUGCCCUGGUCACACCUGCUGACUGGCCCUAGCAUGCUCGCACAAGGGGGCUUCCUGGUGGAGGCACCCCUGGCCGGGGCUCUGGCAGCCCGGGGCACCAAGGGCCUCUGUCCACUGCUCUGCCACACUGAUGGGACCCCCCUUGAGCCUGGGGCUCGAGCCACCAACCCCAAACUGGCAGCCGUGCUGCACAGAGCAGCACUCACUCCCCGCCCAGACACUGCUGGGGAGGAGCUACUGAGUCUGCUGACCAGAGACCUGAGGCUACAGGGACCCUCGGCCAGACCCACACCCACCCUGGCACUAGCACUACAGCUGCCUGUGCCCCGGGGCAUCCUGUUCACCACCCCUGGCCCCUCAGCUGGCCCAGAGCUCUUGACACUGCUAGAGACUGCCCUACACUCAGGAGGGUCUGGCCCUGUGCCCUGCUUGCCCCAAACUACUGUGCCCCCCGGGAGCAGUAUCCUGGCCACUGUGGACAGCAGCGGCUCUGUGCUCCUUCUCACCUCCUCACUUAACAGCUCCUUUGGCUCUGGAUACUUAUCGCCAAGCACUGGUAUUCUGCUCAGCGACCUGGUGGCCGAGUCUGCGACUAGUGCCUGGGCCUGUCCCGUCAUCCUUCGUGACAACUCAGAUGAUACAGAAGUCAACGUGUUAGGGAUGGUGGCCUCAGGAAGCCCUGAAGUAGCUGGAACAGUAGCUCAAGCCCUCUCCAGCCACCUGGCUGGGCCGCAAACCCAGACCCAACACCAGCACCAGCAGGGAGCAACAGAGAUGCCCAGUACUUGUGGCCAGGGGGCCCUGCUCCAGGUGGCAGCCCAUGCAGAGCAUGCCCACGUCUCCAGUGUCCCCAGAGACUGCUGCUCCUUUCAGGGCUUCUAGUGGAAGCUGAGAGGGGACCUAGCAGAAGCAGGGCAAAUUCUACAGCAAUGGAAUGUCAGAAAGCAGGUGUGAGAAUCACAGGCAUCCAGCCUCUGGUUUGGCCAGUUACUUGGAUAUCAGUUCUCACUCUUCUUUCAGCUAAGAAACCUGAGGAUGAGGAAGAAAGAGCUCCAGGAUCUUGGGCCACUCCUAAGUUCAGUUCCCACAGAACAAGUGAAAGAAGACCAAGCCUUGGUUGGCGAAACAGCUUAACUUGGACAGUGCACUGCUUUGCCAUAUGCAUGACCCAGGUUCGAGUCCAGCCUCCACUGCAUUGAAAGCUUGAAUGAAGCUUCAGUGCUGUGGCCUUGGCCUCAGUCCCUAUCUAUCUAUCUAUCUAUCUAUCUAUCUCCCCUUCAUGGUCUCCAUCUGAAAAAGAAGGAGGGGGAGGUUAUGACAAAGCCCCAGUCUGAGUUCUGGGUCUCACGGGGCAGGACAGACAGAGCAGAGCCUGUGGGUACUGUUAGUCUCUCCACUCUUCGCUAUCAGCCACUGUCUGCUGAUUUCCCUCACAUGGACUGAAAACAAAAUAAAAAUCAAAUCUCCUGUA
Molecule: messenger RNA, 2106 nt
Organism: Erinaceus europaeus (western European hedgehog)
Lineage: Eukaryota; Metazoa; Chordata; Mammalia; Eulipotyphla; Erinaceidae
Gene: GGT6
Product: gamma-glutamyltransferase 6
Exons: 4
Coding region: 39-1517 (492 amino acids)
Cellular component (GO): extracellular exosome
Source: RefSeq, a predicted model, not a curated record